Molecule: messenger RNA, 3862 nt
Organism: Pararge aegeria (speckled wood butterfly)
Lineage: Eukaryota; Metazoa; Arthropoda; Insecta; Lepidoptera; Nymphalidae
Product: progestin and adipoQ receptor family member 3
Exons: 7
Coding region: 237-1262 (341 amino acids)
Cellular component (GO): membrane
Molecular function (GO): signaling receptor activity
Source: RefSeq, a predicted model, not a curated record
AUAGUUCAGCGCGGCAUGUUUGGUUACAAAGUAACUAACGCCGCGAGUGGUAAAUAUUAAUUAUUAAGAUUAAUAAUUAUUAAAGUAAGAUUUGUGAUUCGAUAACCGAAAUUCGGUGUCUUACUUGCAGAGCAAAAUAUUAUCUGUGAUAGUUAGUGUUAAUGUGAAAUUAUAAAUUUAUUUUUGUUUGUAUAGUAGUUGUGGAAAGUAGAGUAUCGUAAUUUAUUUUUUAAAUAAUGACUCUUACUAUGACGAGAAAAGUUAGCGAAUGCCAGGCUGAGACUGUCCAGUUUAUGCCAAUACAAAAACUGGAAGAUGACUGUAUGCAGGAAAAAGAGUUUAGCAGUAAUAAAUUACUGAAGAGAGGAAAAAAACUAGAAAACAACAACAAUCUGACAAAAGAGGACGUAGAAUACAUAAACUUUAGGAAACUCCUCAAAUAUGAAGAAGCUCCAGAGUAUUUGCAGCAUAACCCUUAUAUCCGAGAUGGCUAUAGAAAAUUACUGCCUACCAGAUUGUGUUGGGAGAGCGUAUUCUGGUGGACGAACGAAACUAUGAACAUAUGGACGCAUAUUUUCGGCUUCUUUCUUCUGCUGUUCUUAACUAUCAACGAUCUCGUCAUCAUCAACAUCCACGCGACAGUGACCGACAAGACAGUCGCGGCAAUAUUGUUUUCCUGUUUUCUCGUAUGCAUGGCGCUGUCGGCGUUAUACCACACGUUCUCGUGUCGCUCCGAGCACGAUUACAACACGUUCCUCAUGUACGAUCUCUUCGGCAUCGCGCUCUCCCUGCUUGCGAUAUACACUUCCGGCGUAUACUACGCGUUCUGGUGCCAUCAUGAAUGGAAAACGUUCUACAUGAUAUCAGUAACGCUGAUCUUCGCCGUGGCGAUGGUGCUGCAAAUUCCCCGGCUACAGGUGCCGUACCUCGUGAAGAUGUGCGUGUUUAUAGGCUGGGCGGCGUACGGCGUUUUGCCCACGUUACACUGGACGUAUGUCAUGGGAGGCUUUGAUAACCCCAUGGUGCAGAUAUUCUUCCCAAGGGUGAUAGGGAUGUAUGUCAUCAGUGGGACUGCCUUUGCGAUUUACGCCUUCAAGGUACCAGAGCGCUGGUUCCCGGGUAAGGUGGACUACAUCGGACACUCCCACCAGUGGUGGCACGUGUUAGUGCUGGGCGCAUUGUACUACUGGCACAACUCCGCCAUGAUCUACGUGCAAUACCGUAUGAACCAUGGCUGUGCUAACACCAUGAGGAUAUUCUAGGAAUCCCUACCGAUAUUAUUAAUGCGAAAGUGUCCUUCGUUUGUCCUUCCUAAAUGUCCUAAUUAAGCCGCCAAACAACUUGAUUUCUGGCAUAGAGUUAGUUAAAAGGACCGAGUGUAACAUAUACUUUCCCAAAAAAAACGGGUUUCCACGGAAUUUGUAAAAAAACUAUAAACGCGGACGAAGAAUGCGGGCAAUAGCUAGUAAUUUUAUAUAGGCUAGUAAUUAAAUUAAUUAUUAUGCUCUCUCGAAACGCCACGUCGUCCUAUUAACAAUGUAGGAUCUAAAAUGAUCUUCAAGACACUUAUCUUUCAAGAAAUUCUCUGUAACAGCCCGACGUUGUAUCUUGACGUUUUCCAGCCCUUAAAGUUGUCGAUCAGUAAAUUAAACUUAAAGCCCGCAUUGGAGAAGCGUGGUGGAUCGAUUUUUGAAUUCCGUCUCCGAUGAGUGAUGUGGCAUGUGACCAUAGUUUGAGGAUUAUGAUGACGAUAAAAAUUGUUUCGAAGGAUCAUAAAUUUUGGAAUGGAUUUCAUCUCCUCAUUAAUUUCUAUAUUAAUAAUGAUUGAUAAAUAUCAUAAUGUAAGCAUUAUGAUAAUGCAAUAUAUAUAAUUUAGUUUACUUAUUUAAAAAUAUAAAGCAAAAUUUCAGAUUCUACGUUGUUGAUAGUUCAUGGCGAAAUAUUCGGCCGUAUUUCAAUACGAGUUUGGGAGUUGUGUUUAAAAUAGAAUACUCUGAAAUACUGGUCAAAACGUUUAAACAUUACCUACUAAAGCAUUCCAGACUCUAUAUUGUCCAAUUCAGCAACUUUGUCUACAAGUUUUGAACCGGUCGUCUUAAAUUUGUCAGCGACAGUUGUACAUCCGUCGCGAAUUUUGUAUGGAGAUGACAGGUUUACAGCAAUAAACAACGGUCACAAAAGUUACUGAAUGGGAGCUAGAAAAUAAUUUGAUGUAGUUCGAUUUCAAUUUUAAAUACACUAUGGGCCUGUUUCACAACCUCCUGAUAGCCUUUAACAGCGCCAUCUAGUUAGAAUACUGAGAACCGAGGCAAAAACAGGUUUAAAGAUAUUUAUACACCUGACAUUGGCUUAUCUGUAUAAAGCCAGAACAAAGAAAAAAAAAAAAAAGACACACGGCGCUUACAUGGAAACAAGAAAUUAAUAAGAGCAAUAUAUAAGUGUCGAUCGUAAUACCUACUGUUUUACAAAAAGUAAUUGUUUACUCAUUUAAUGUAUUUAAAUUUAACGUUUUCUCAAUAUUAGUAUUGGAAUUCUGUUAAAUUUAUUCAUGAGUUAAUGUUUAUUGUGUGAUUGUGAAACAGUAACUUUUGAAAAUAGAGUAAAACUUUGGCCCUUAAAAAUACGUUAUUUACUGCUCUCUCACUCUAUAUUCAGUUUAUCACGGUCAUUUAAAUAUAGAAAGAAUAAAUUUCAUAGAAGUUCCUAAUACGAGAAUAUACUGAAAACCGAUGCAUUGUUUGUUGUUGGGAAUCCAAAAAAAUGCACUAUAAAUGAAAUGGACCAAAGUGAUUUAUGUCACAAAAUAGAUACAUGACCAAUGUUAUUUAAUGGUAAGUAAAGUCUUGCUCAAUAUAAGUAAUUAUAUUAUUAUAUUAUAAAUUGUUAUGUUAAGUGUUUUUCUAUUCUUGUUGGUCAAGUUACUCUUUUGCAAUGGUGGUGUUAGAUUGAAAUGCCAAUAUAAUUUCUAAUGUAAUGUCAUCCUCUCGGCCUAUGUAUUUCGGCGAGCUAGGGAGUGCAGAGCUAGGAAUAUAUUUUGGUUUUUUCAGUUAUUAGGUUUCAUAAGGUUUGGUUGACAUUUUAUUUCCCACAUGUGACAAUUUGUGGCUCACUUGUACAGAUAACGCCAAAUUAUGACGAAUUACCGCUAUUUGUGACCGUGUUAGAAAUGUUACCUUUGUUAUAAUUUGAAAUAUGUACAAAAACAUUUGUAAAUUUUGUAGAACAAAGUAGUAGUACCAAUAAAAUGUUAUUGGCGUAUCGAACUGGACCAUUUUAAACAAUUUAAAAAAUAAUCGCUAACUUUUGACAGAUUUCUUCUAACUCUACACUCCAUUGUUAAAAUGUUGCGCCUUAAGUAUAGAUAAAUAUAAAUAUGAAUAUUAAAGUAUGUUUUUAAAUUAGUUAAACAAUCAAGUUCGCUAAAAUAUAUAAAAACUAUUAAAAAAAAAAACAGAUUUCCUCAAGAAAGUAUGUUUUUGUUUUUGUUUUAUCCGGUUGUCGUUCUAUUCGAUGGAUAGAGUUUUAGGUAUCCGGGAAAUCUUAACUCGAAGCGAAUCUUCAAAAAAAAUUAUUAUAAAGGUAAAAUUUUGGAAUGAGUUUUGUUACGAUUCCAUAGAAAAGUUAGUCUAUAUAAAAGAAAUAAAAGUUGCACUCAAGUCGUAUUGUAUUUCGUAGAAUUGUAUUUCGUAUUUAUGCUCUUACAGAUAUUUUAAAACGAAUUCCAAAAUAACUAUAAUCUAAAAUAACUUAAUUUUUUAUUGUUUUGUUAAACGUACUUUAGUAUAAUAACUAAUUUUAUUCAUAGAUCUGAUAUUACUUAUAGCAUUUAUUAAUUAUUUUGAUGUCUGUGAUGUUUUUUUUU